Anopheles merus is the source of this 4823-nucleotide messenger RNA. RefSeq lists its product as uncharacterized. Gene Ontology annotation, molecular function: serine-type endopeptidase activity. The record is from RefSeq and is a predicted model, not a curated record. NCBI's taxonomy places the organism in Eukaryota, Metazoa, Arthropoda, Insecta, Diptera, Culicidae. Bases 104 to 4729 code for a protein of 1541 amino acids. Gene Ontology annotation, biological process: proteolysis. The transcript is spliced from 10 exons.
CUUACUAACUACCUCGCUGCGGUACAGUGCGGUCUGGUGUCUUAAGUUAACUAACGCUCCGAAAGCUUUUGUGUGUGUGUGUGUGUGUGUGUUAGAUUGUCUUAUGAUGUGUUGUUCGGUGAAACGGUUUCUUUUAUUGUUCGGAUUUCUGUGUCUAGUUACGCGUAGUGGCGCGGAUGCACAAGAAGAGAAUCAUUUAACGUGCGGUAGACGUAAGGUGAAGUCAAUUUACCUCAUCCAUAACGGUGUAGACGCGAAGGCCGGUCACUGGCCGUGGCAUGCAGCGAUCUUCUAUCGAAAUAAGGCACACAAUGAAUACGAAUGCGGUGGAUCCAUCCUUGAUCACAACACUAUUCUCACCGCAUCCCAUUGCGUGUAUACGGCUGGCGGUGUGAUUUCUGCAACCCGCGUGUUAGUACACGUGGGACAAAACCAUCUAGAAAAGGCAAGUGAGUACACGCAGAUACACGAUGUACGGGAUAUCAUAGUACAUCCCGGGUUCAGCAGCAACAGCAUCAUCCACGACAUUGCGCUUAUAAAGCUCAGGACUAACAUCACAAUGACCAAGUACGUCCAGCCCGUCUGUCUGUGGACAAUGGACAGUAAGCAGGAUCUGAUCGUGGGCAAAAAUGGCACGAUCGUUGGAUUUGGCUUAAAUGAGCAGGACGUUGUGUCGCAGCAGCUGAAGCAGGCCUUGGUUGGUGUGGUGGAUGCAUUGACGUGCAUCGCAAGCGAUCGCACGGUGUUUGGCACUCAUCUAACAACGGACAUGUUCUGCGGGAAAGGACAGAAGGGUGUGAGUGCAUGCAAUGGAGAUAGCGGCGGUGGCAUGUUCUUUGAAAUCGGUGGCAAAUGGUACGUCAGGGGACUGGUAUCGUUCACUCCGUUGCGCGGAAAUACAGGAUUGUGUGAUCCGCUCAAGUACACUGCCUAUACCGAUGUGGCCAUGUACCUGGAAUGGAUUAAGCCGCACAUUGAUCAGCGCGUGCUGUCCUACGACAGCGAUGUGCUGGACAUUGAUUAUGAGGAAAAACUGCGGCUGUUCAAUUUUAAAACGUGUGGCGUAAAACAAUUUAUCGUUUAUCCGGAUGGUGUAUCACGAUGGACGAUACCCUGGCUUGGAUUUGUCAGAGUAGGAAUUGAAGAUGAUCCUAGGUGUGCUGUUAUACUGAUAAAUGAAUGGUACGCGGUCGGACCUGCACAUUGUUUCGAAAAUAAGGCGAUUGAAUAUUUCGUUGCGCUAGGUCAUCUUAUUGACGACGGGGAGGAGCAAUGCACCUAUUUUGAUGAGUCCUCGGUAUGUCCCUAUCCAUUACAAGAACGCCCAAUUGAAAGGAUCAUUGUGCAUCCAAAGUUCGGUACGAACAAUACGGCGGACAAUAUCGCACUGAUCGAGCUACAGGUCUCUGCCGACACCAGUCAGCCGCAUGUGCAGCCCAUCUGCGUGCCUGUAACGCCCGAGCUACGAACGAGCGCAAAGGCAAACCUACACGUAGCAACGGUUGCUAGGGAAGACGAUUCCUACAAAACCAUUCCCAUUCACUAUCUUGAGCCCGCCGAGUGUAUGAAAAAGUACGCUGAGCAGAACAUUGUGUUGGAGCUGGAAAACAAACGACUGUGUGCAGAAAUAGCAAACCAACGGGAUGAAGAAAAUUGUUAUUCAUUAGUGGCGGGUGCACCGCUCCAGGAAAUGAAGAUGUUUGACGGCAAGGAGCAAUACUUUCUACGAGGAUUCGAGCUGCUUGGGCUGGCCUGUAAUGCACGGGCACCACCAAUUUACAACAAUGUGGAACCAUAUAUCGACUGGAUGCUGUACAACAUGCGGUACCGCAGCUUAGAGUCAGCGGAUGGGUUGACAAUUGCAAAUGCUAACACCACGCAGCAAACACUCGAGUCGGAAUGGGCCAUGUUGCAGCAGCAGCCGGGAAAGGAAAAACUGCACCUUUUUGAUAUGCAAACCUGUGGCAUACCCGGCGCAACUUUCGAAAAUUUGGGACCGCUAACGGUCACGCCGUGGGUCGGGCAGCUUGAAUCUACCGAAAAUGUUACGGAUGAAGACUUUUUGGAUUCAGACACUGUAGUGCUCAUAAGCGAAUGGUACGCAUUAGCCCCCAAAAGUAUUUUAGCGAACAAUUCAACUUGGAAAAUUCUUAGUCUAGGUAGUUAUAAUCGGGAUAUUAUCACCGACUGUACCAUUAACAUAUGCGGACAGCAGAAGGUAGAAAUAAAAAACAUUAUCUUCCCUUCUGCUGAUCAUCCUAGCCAGCUAUUUGCACUAAUAGAGCUGCUCGAGCCUGCCAAUCUGAAGAAUCCCUCCAUUAGACCCAUCUGCUUGCCUUUCAUGCAUCAACUGCAUCGGCAAACACCCACAGAAGUAUUCAUAACGUCUACCACAGACCCGAAUUACGUUGACAGCAAAAAGUUGAAAAUCAUCGAUCACCUGAAUUGCCAGCAACGAUUACUACUUGAACGUGAAUUCGUCACCUUGGACGAGAACAUCACUUGCGCAAUCGAGGCAGAAAAGAUUCGACAAACAGAAUUAUUUUCCUUCGUGGGCACCCCGUUCCACACGAGCGUGUGGUACGAUAAACGAAUGCGCUACUUUCUGUACGGAGUGGACGACAAUGAUCUAAAUAUGUUCAAGAAAUUGGUUUAUGGGCCCUACGUGUUCAACCGGAUUAUGUUAGCGGAUCUUGAUUGGGUGGUAGAGAACAUGCGGAAAAAAGAGCGUCAAACUUCCUUCCCCAGCCCAACGAGAAAAGAACGAGUGAAUUUGAAGUCCGUUAAGCAUGCACCCGAGAGGGGGUUGUUUAACUUUACCACCUGCGGAGAAUCAUCGAACUUCUAUCCAAUGCCAUGGAGGGGAGCCCUCUACUCCAAUGCACCGUUUUUCAAUGACACCAAAUGUACGGUGACACUCAUUAGCGACCGAUAUGUUGUAGGUCCAGCAUAUUGCUUCAUCGAUGCUAGAGCAGAAAAUGUUAUAGUAUUCGGGCUUGAUACAGAUCGUACAGAGUGCGCUAGGGCCAAUAACUCUGCAUUGUGUUGUCUUCCUUCGCAACGCGUUACCACCGAGAAGAUCAUCUUUCACCCGCACUAUAACCGAACCAAUCAGGAUAACAAUAUUGCGUUGGUUCAGCUUGCAACUGCUGUAGACACAUCUCGGCCGAAUGUGAGGCCCAUCUGCUUGCCGAUCAUGGAUUCGAUCCGUAGUUAUGAUACAUCGAGCCUAGUAAUGGCGUCUUAUAAUAAAUCCUCAGCUUUUGCUGACUAUAAAAUCAUUACCGUCAAUGAAAGGUAUUUAGAUCCACUGGAAUGUCAAAAACGGUGGCAAGGCUUGAAGGUGAGCUUCACCAUAGAUAGUACGCAGCAUUGUGUGAUGAUCAAACGAACGGAGCUUGAUGAAUGUGUCGGUGUAUUCGCUGGUAUUACACUUCACUCCCUGCAAACACUACACUCAAGUGAAAAACACUUUCUGCGCGGAUUCUUUAUCAACGGGCCAAGAGUUUGCAGUAUUUACUUUCCCGCAGUUUACCUUAAUACAGACGCUUAUUUGGAUUGGAUAUUGGAAACAAUGGAGCAGCCGGCAAGUUUCGCGUCUGAUGUGCAAAAGGAAUUUCCGAUUAUGGGUUCAGCUGGGAAGAUUCGUAUCGAUAUGGCAUCAGCCAUGGUAGGGGUAGCGGCAGUCGCACUGCUGAUUGUCGCAUGCUGUCAGAUUGUAAUCGCACAGGGCAAGCAGUGUAAAGGCGGUGAAUCCUGCAUAGACAUAAAUGAGUGUGCACAUUUCGGACCACACCAUACCAAUCCCAAGAAAUGGCCCGACAGCUUGAAGCGCGAUUUUCGCGACAAGUUGUGCUACCGUGAAAGUAACAACGGAACAGUUUUGUUCAAGGUGUGCUGUCAGCAGGAAGCGAACAGCAACAACCAUCGCAAGCGCAACCUGACGCUGCUCGAUCUAGAAAAGUGCGGUCCGUACACCGAGCCAAAGAUUGCCAACGGCAUAGACGCCAUACUGUUCCAGUAUCCCUGGAUGGCACUGCUGCAAGACACGGAACUUGAUUUCGUUUGUGGCGGUACGUUGAUCAACAAGCGCUACGUACUGACUGCAGCCCAUUGCUUUUCGAGAAAAGCUAUAAUCUCGGUACGUUUGGGCGAGUUCGACCUCAAGAGCGACAUCGACUGUGACAAGCGAGGGGAGCGGUGCGCUUUGCCACCCCAGGACAUUGCCGUGGAGCGAGCGAUCAAACACGAAGACUACAGUGGGCGACAUAAGGUGAACGAUAUUGCCCUGAUUCGACUAGCAUCGGAGGCGUCCUAUAACGAAAAUGUGAUGCCGAUCUGCCUGCCAGUGUCGCCGGAAAUGCGCACCGUAAAGGAAAUCUACUACGUUUCCGGCUGGGGAUUGACGGAAAACGAUACAAGGUCUGACGUACUACAGGUAGGACUGCUCAGAGAGCUUCCAAAUGACGUGUGCCAUCAGCUGCUGCAAAGGAAGGACAAAUACGUCACCGUCAAUAGCGAUCAGAUGUGUGCGAUCGGAGCGAAUCGGACCGACAACUGUGCCGGUGACUCCGGUGGACCGCUCAAGACGAUCGCUGUCAACGCACGUUUCGUACAGUACGGCGUGGUGUCGUACGGGUUGAGAACAUGCGGUAAGGAAACUGCUCCUGGUGUAUACACCCGGGUGGAAAACUACAUCGACUGGAUUUUGGACAAUUUGGAAGAGUGAGUGUGUGUGUGUGAGAGAGAGAGAGAGAGAAAAAGAGAGAGAGAGAGAGAGAGAGACAGGAAUAAAGAGAGCGAAAAUAAAACACCAUUCUGCA